GACUCUCCACAGAAAUGGCCAUGUUGGGAAAAGUGUGACAUUCAUUUGCUCAGACUGGAACGUUUGGACUAAUACAGAAAAUAAUGUUAAGUAUCUUUGUCAAAGUCCAUGCUCAAAAGACAAAGACAUCAUCAUCAAAGCAGCAUUUGGAAAGACUGAACGUAAGGACAGAAUAUACUUAACUAACACACGACAAGGUUUAAAUGUGACCUUCACUAAUCUUCAGAAGUCAGACUCCAAAAAAUAUAUUUGUGGAUUGGAGAGAUUUGGCCCUGAUUCAUAUAUAGAGAUGCAUCUUCAAGUUACAGAUGAUCCCACAACAACUGCUAAAAGUACCACUGUUGGGUCUACGGUGCCACUGUCUGUUCUGAACAGCUUCAUUAUGUCUUCAAGCACCUCGGAUAUUAUUACUGACAUGUUUACGUCGUACACCACCCUUCAUACAACAACAGCUACUGGAUCAACAACAGCAGGAGCCGGUGUACCAUAUUUAAUUAUAGGCUCCAUUGUUAUAAUAACCAUACUGAUGGUCGUACUGAAGCUAACGAGGAAGAUGAUGAAGAAACAACAGACUUCAAAUUCUGAUGGUCAACAAGAGGACACACAAGGGAGUGCAGGUCCUGAUGAAGUCUACCAAUCACUCCACUUUUCUAAGGAGGAUAAAGACCAAGUCUACAGCACUCUCACACCCUCCAAAAGAAGUGCAGGUCCUGACGAAGUCUACCAAUCACCCCACUUAUCUAUGGAGAAUAAAGACCAAUUCUACAGCACCCUCACACUCUCCAAAAGAAGUGCAGGUCCUGAUGAAGUCUACCAAUUACUGCACUUAUCUAUGGAGAAUAAAGACCAGGUCGACAGCAAUCUCACACUCUCCAACAGAGAAUGGCACACUUCUUAACUACUUCACAACUUUGAAUGAUCAAUGCAGCAGGGGCUAUUGCAUCACUAUCAAAUGAAUGGUGAUAUGGUGUAUUGGAAGAUAAGAAUGUAAAAAAGAAAUGGCUUAAGUUUAUUGUUUCAUUGCACUAAAUGAAAAAUAAUGUUCAGUUUUCUUAAGCAAAGAUUUAUUCAUUUUUUUUUAUUCUGGGCUGUAUCUACUAACCAUAAUGCCGCUGUGGUUCACUUUGGAAACAGAUGCAGCUCAUUUAACAUACAGGAUGUUGCACAAAUUGUGUGUGUGUGUGUAU
Toxotes jaculatrix (banded archerfish) is the source of this 1187-nucleotide messenger RNA. RefSeq lists its product as uncharacterized. The coding region runs from base 290 to 898 and encodes 202 amino acids. The record is from RefSeq and is a predicted model, not a curated record. Lineage: Eukaryota; Metazoa; Chordata; Actinopteri; Toxotidae. The transcript has 7 exons.